This is a messenger RNA of Pristis pectinata (smalltooth sawfish), 3320 nucleotides long. RefSeq names its product leukocyte elastase inhibitor-like. Bases 88 to 1224 code for a protein of 378 amino acids. Gene Ontology annotation, molecular function: serine-type endopeptidase inhibitor activity. Lineage: Eukaryota; Metazoa; Chordata; Chondrichthyes; Rhinopristiformes; Pristidae. Gene Ontology annotation, biological process: negative regulation of endopeptidase activity. The record is from RefSeq and is a predicted model, not a curated record. The transcript is spliced from 7 exons.
CCUGUCAGAUUAUUGGGUCCAAUAAAGGCGAGAGCCCGGUUCCUGAGCUGCCUGUUACGUUGUCAAUCACUCUGCAAGACAUUAACGAUGGAUCAUCUGACUGCUGCAAAUGUCAAGUUUGCUGUUGAUCUCUUCAAGCAGUUGGAUAAAAAUGACAAAGUUGGCAAUAUCUUUGUAUCCCCCUUUAGCAUAUCAACUGCUCUGGCCAUGGUGUAUCUUGGUGUUAAAGGAAAUACAGCAACUCAGAUGGCUAAGGUGCUUUCUUUUGAUCAAGUCAAAGACAUCCACUCUGAAUUUCAGAAACUGGGAGUUGAGUUCAUCAACCCUAAAGCAGAGUAUGUCUUGAAGACAGCCAAUCGCCUCUAUGGGGAGAAGACCUUCAACUUCCUUGCAGAGUUCCUUGCUGACACACUGAAAUACUAUCAGGCAGAGAUGGCUCCAGUUGACUUUGCUUAUGCAGCAGAAAAAGUCAGACAAGAGAUCAACACCUGGACAGAAGCACAAACUGCAAGUAAGAUCAAGAACCUACUGGCUGAACAAACUGUUGACGACUCUACAAAGCUUGUUCUUGUAAAUGCCAUAUAUUUUAAGGGAAACUGGGACAAGAAAUUUGAUGAAAAACUUACGCAAGAUAGACAAUUCAAAAUAAACCAGCACGAAGCAAAGCCUGUGCAAAUGAUGCAGCAAAAAGGCAAGUUUGCCAUCUCUUACAUUCAGGAAGUUUCAACCCAGAUACUUGAGCUCCCCUAUGUUGGCAGUGAGCUCAGUAUGGUCAUCCUGUUGCCAGAUAUAAAUGAUGACUUCACUGGGCUGGAAAAACUUCAGAAUCAUCUCACUUUUGAUCAUUUGAUGAAUUGGACCAACCCAGACACGAUGAACCAGAUGGAAGUUAAUGUUGCUCUGCCCAGAUUCAAGCUGGAAGAGAAAUAUGAUCUUGAAUCAAUCCUCCCCCAAAUGGGGAUGGUGGAUGCUUUUAGCCCCAUACAUGCUAACUUCUCUGGGAUGAGUACUACAAGUGGUCUUGUUUUGACAAAAGUUGUGCAUAAAUCCUUCGUGGAAGUUAAUGAGGAAGGCACAGAAGCAGCUGCUGCAACAGCAGCGGUUAUCAUGUUGCGAUGUGCGCCAGUAAUGCACAACUUUGUGGCUGACCAUCCAUUCCUGUUCUUCAUCCGGCACAACAAAACACGCCACAUUUUAUUCUUUGGAAGGUUCUCCUCUCCUUAAACAUGGUGCCAUGUGGCAGCAGCUUUUUCAAUCCAUCUCCUCCUUUCCUGCCAUUGUCCUUGCCCCACCCCACAAUGCCAAUCAGAUGUCUCUGCCAAUCGGUUUCAAAGAGGAGCAACAGAACAUUUCAACAAGUUGAGGGGUUGUACUAGGUAGAUUCUCAUGAUGUUAAGAGAGAGUGCAAUAAAGUACAAUAUGCAUUUUCUUUAUUGUAAACAAUUGAGUUUUAGAAAGCUAUAAAUGAGGAAAAACUUGUUAGAAAAGUUUCUACUUGGAAUUUGUUGCUUCUGAUUAUCAUGGGAGGAGUCUAUUGUUGGGAGUGGACAGUUCUCAAGUGCUAAACUUUCAAAAAUAAAUAAGUGCCUUCCUAUUACUCACAUUUUUGUUAAAUGAGACUCCUUUUAUUUGGUUGAAAUAUCCUUUGUGACAGUGACCAUAUUUUUCCCCCUCCACUCCUACUUAUCAACACAAUCAUUUAUAGGAUGAUUAAGUAUUGCAUUUUCACUAGUAUCUAAAACCCACAUCAAAUUUUGACAGUUGAAGUAACUUCCUAAUUUUGACUUAAAUUCUUCUUUUAGCCUGUUUGUUCCCAUAGCUCCUUUGGCUUGAUUGCAGUUGCACUCUGAAUUUAUGUUAAUGUUUUGGGUUAACAUCCCAUACUUGCAUUUGAUGCUUUAUUUCUGGGCAAAUAUUCCAUCGCCACCAUGCUACAUAAUUAGACACUUGUGCAGUGUCAUGAACCCAUUGAGGUUUAAUUGCAAGGAAUAACCAAUAUUCAGUGGAAAGGCUUAAAAGUUAACACUCAAAAUAAGAUAGUCAAGACAGAGAUGUCUUGUGGUUAAUGCUUUAAUGUUUAUAAUCUAUUACUGAAAUAAAGAUGCUUGCAUUGACUUUCAUGAAUAAUUGUGAAUAUCUGAGUGGAAUUCUUGGGCCUAUUUGAGAAACUUUGUUUUCAUUGUUUGAAACUAAUACCAGCAGCAUUUAAUUCAUAUCUCUAUAUCAUCUUGGACAUGAUUAUUAAUUGUCCCUUAAAGUACAGUAACGUGAAAAUUCAUCAUCCCAUGGUUGUGCAUCUAGCUCACAAUUCUGCUAUCUGUACCCUCUUUAAACUCAGCAGGGUCUUUAAAAAUGUAUUUUAUUACUGUGGAACACAUUUAAAAGUGAAUUUCCAUAUUAAUUGGAGUAACAUCAAAUUGUCUAGAAAAUCUGUAAUUUGGUACUACCUAAAUCCACUGUAUGACAGAUUAACAAAGGACUUUGUGAUCAGUGGUCAAGGGAGAAGACUUAUUGUUGAUUCUGUUGCAAUCCUUUUGAGCGGCAACUUGUGAUAAAUCGAUAACUAGUGAGCAUAGUGCCCUCUAAAGGUGUAAAAGUUACAGUAAGGAAGGAUUUUUCACUCAAUUAAUAUGAGGAUUCUUUGUGUUACGGACUCAGUGAAAGUCCCUUUAAGAUAGAGAGUGUGUGUGUAUGUGUGUGUGGGGCGUGCUUACGUCAAUAGAAGAUAAAGAACGUAAUGACGUUGUUGAAGAAGUCAGAAGAAGAAGAAGAAGAGAGAGAGAGAGAAGGGAGAGAGACACCAGCCUGCUUGUUUUCUCUAUCGAUGGAUGAGAAACAAUAACUGUGUUUGCCACUGAAAUCCAUGUAUGGAAGUUGGAAGUAAUCUGGUGGAGUUCACUUUGUUGCUGACCUGUAGAAGGAAACAGGUAUUUGUGUGUGGACGACCACGGUUCGGAUGCUUUCGGGGUGAGGAAGUCACUACCGAGUAAACACUGAAGUGUCGUUUGGGUUCCAUCGAGGAACAUUUGGAUUUCGUAUGUACUCUCUCUAUGUUUUUCUACAUCUACAUCUUAUCUUCAGACAACGGUGGUUGUUGAAGAAGCCCUUGCUCAUGUUUCACCUUAUGGCUUGCGGAACUGAACUUUAAGAACCAUUCAGGAACUGGGAGUUUUGGACUUUGUCACACACACACACACGAAGAGUUUAGUUUUGGGGUUAACGUUCGAGGUUUAACAUUCUUGAAUUCUAACAUACUAACAUUUUUUUUAACUUUUAUUUUACGUAUUAUCAUAAGUAGUGAUUAAUAAAAUAGUUUUUAA